Messenger RNA from Aspergillus tanneri, 939 nucleotides. RefSeq lists its product as uncharacterized. Gene Ontology annotation, molecular function: hydrolase activity, hydrolyzing O-glycosyl compounds; glycosyltransferase activity. The record is from RefSeq and is a predicted model, not a curated record. Gene Ontology annotation, cellular component: fungal-type cell wall. Gene Ontology annotation, biological process: carbohydrate metabolic process; fungal-type cell wall organization. The transcript has 4 exons. NCBI's taxonomy places the organism in Eukaryota, Fungi, Ascomycota, Eurotiomycetes, Eurotiales, Aspergillaceae. The coding region runs from base 1 to 939 and encodes 312 amino acids.
AUGGCUUCUCUGGCCAUCGCGCAGACCUUUACGGACUAUAACCCUCUACAGACGCAGUGCCCCGACAACAAAGGGCUGAACCAGGGACCGUUCAUCUCCGACUUUACCAAGAACCACCCGUCACUCGAUCAAUGGAAGAUCACCGGUGGCACCCUCCAGUUCAGCGACCAGGGAGCAGAGCUCGCCGUCCGCGAUAAGGGCGAUGCGCCCACUCUCCAAAGUAAAUUCUACAUCUUCUUCGGCAAAGUCGAGGUAAAAAUGAAGGUCGCCCCGGGUAUUGGCAUCGUAAGUGCCAUGGUUCUCGAAUCGAAUGUGUUGGACGAGAUUGGCUGGACCAACUACUUUGGAAGGGGCGAUACAUCUUUCUUUGAUCGCGGAUCAUUUGAGACCUUCGCCAGUCCUCGGGACGUAUUCCAUACUUAUGCAGUGGAGUACACUCCCGAGAAAAUUACUUGGUCAAUUGAUGGCACGGCCGUGCGGACGGUCACCUUUGAUGAAGCCAAGGGCGGCACUCGCUACCCGCAGCAGCCCAUGACAGUCAAAAUUGGCCUCUGGGAGGGUGGCGAUCUUGAAAAUGAUGCCGAGACAAUUCAAUGGGCUGGUGGCCAGACCGAUUACAGCGCUGGACCCUUCACGAUGUAUAUCAACUCCAUCAGCGGCUCCUGGAAGAGUAUCAAGAUGGAGGAUGAUUCUUCGUUGGGCGCGAGCGAGUCGAUUCAUGUCACUGGCACCACUAUCGGUUCGGCCUCUCAUCCCCCGAAGGCUUCCAGUGUAGUGCAUCCUCAUCCUGCAUCGGCCACUACUAGUCCCAGUUCGGCUUCCACGUGUGUUGCAGAUCCCUCGAUCAGUCUGCUUGAGGGACGUGCCAGCGCCCAGCUGCAAGCAUCGUCGUUGGUUAUUGGGAUCUUAAGUACUUUGGUAUCUACCCUGCAGUUGUAA